CCGAGCCGAGAGCUCGAGAUCCCGAAAGGACCCCGAACAGAUGUCAAGUAACCACCAAAGGAGCAGCAUCGUCGUCGUCCUCGCCCACGCAUCGUUCUUUACCGUUACUGGUGUGGGCUCGGCUCAGUUCAGUUCCGUUUAGUUCGCCAAUCGCACGAGUUCGAUUCCCAAAUCGCAUGGAUUUUUUUAACAGCCUGAACUUAGACAGCAGAUACUAUGGCAAUGUGUAAGACGUGGAUUAAUGUACUGCAACCCAUACAAGUGCGCGCUGAAAAGUCGCAAUUAAAAUUGCAUUAAAAAUUAAACGAAUAGUGUUUGUGUGCGUGUCCGCGAUGCGGAAAGUUUCACCCUGCGCCAAAUUGGCAAAAGUUAAAUGAUUAAAACACCAAGUUUUGGCGAAUUAUGUGAAAGUUUUAAUUCGUAGGCGAGCACAGUGUUCCGGUAAUUUGUAGUGGAGGAAAAACAGCCCCCGAAAAAGCUUGGGAUAACGAGGGAAGGAAGACCAAGAAGACCCAGAUUUUCAAAGUUCGUGCCAUAAAUCUGCAGUUUGCAUGGAAUUAAUACUCGGCUAAGGGAAGAGGGCGGCCAAAAGGAGGUGCUGCACAUGCAACACACAUUAGUGGGUCACCCGAAGAUGAUGACGCUGCUGACCGCAACAGCAAUAACAACCAGAAAAUUAUAUAAAAUUAUCAUGCAGGGCAGGCAGCUGGCUAGUUGGCCCCACAACAGCGGCAGGCGGGACAAGGCUAAACAUCAGCAGAAUCAAAAGCAGAAUCAAAAGCAAAAGCACCAGCUAAUGGCGACGUAUACGUAAUAUGCGCCAUGGCGUAUACGUAAUGUGCACCGGGGGUUUGGCCAAUUUGUCCAAGCGAACACUAAACCAGUGAGCCAACGGAAACGAGAACGAAAACUGAAACUGAAACUGAAACUCUAGCUGCUGCAAACUAUAGAAAAAAAAAAAAAAACUGAAACCGUUAACGACGGCAACGAAACUUCUUGGCCAAAUGGCGAAAGUUAGCAAACAAUUGCCUAUGUGUUGAGAGGACCGCCAGCCGGUGCAAAAAUGACAAAAUGGCGAAGUUAACGUUGCCUUGUCUACUGCGGCGACUGCAGCUGGUGGCGCUGCAACUGCAAUUGCAACAGCAACCGCAACAACAACAGCAGCAGCAGCAGCAACAGCAACAUCCACACGGCAGCCACCUGAUGGCCAUGCAACUGGGCCAGGCCGUGCUCCUCUACGGCUGCCUCCUGCUGCUCCACGCCUCCGUAUCCGCCUCUGUCCUGGCCACGUCCUCGGACGCGACUGGUGGCCUUCCGGCCCUGGUGAAUCUUUCCACAACGUUGGACCUGAAUGGUUCACCAACGGACCAGCAGAAGCAUGAGCAUCUCGAGAAGCGCCCGCGGAAGCGGGAUGCCGCCAAUGUGCCUGAAGAUGACGAAUAUGGCAGCUAUCCGGACGACGUCGACGAGUUGGAGGCCUUGCUUAAUAAUAAGUCAGCUAAGGGGAAAUAUAUUGGAGCACCGUGCAACGAGCUGAAGUGUGACGUCAAGCUGCUGCACGUGUCCUGCGACAAGGAGUCGCAAACCUGCAGCUGCGAACGCAACUACCCCGUGCAGCUCGGACUGAUAAAGGGUUGCGCCAAACCUAAAAAACUGGGCGAUCAGUGUUUCUACGACGAGACAUGCAUCUACAACGACGAGAACUCCCUUUGUGUUCAGGUGCGGCACAAUGCGAUGUGCCAAUGUGCCAGCGGAUUCCAUUCCGUUAGCUACGUGAAGCCAACGCGACGCGUCUUUUGCACUCCAGAUCUCAGCGAACUGAGUUCAGAUCUGCCCACUUUGCUGGGCGUAUCCACGGGUAUAGCCGUACUGGCCGGUCUUAUCUGCAUGGUGCUGCAUCUGUUUAGCAAAACGAAAUAUCCGCGGCAUCGAAAUUACGGAGAUGCCAGCAUUCCGCCGCCCAUACUCUUCUCCAGCGAUACAGGGAUACCGCUCACCGUUCACUCGGCGCGUCCGUCGUCGCGUUCCAGCAUCCGGUCGACGGGAUCGAUUGGAUCCUACGGCAAUCGACGUGCCUCGUCCGGCGGACUGGUCGGUGGUGCCGCCGGAGGCGUGGCAGGCGGCGCGGGCGGAGGAGGAGGAGGUGGAGGAGGAGGAGGAGGAGGUGCGUCAGGCAGCGGCUCGAAGGGCAUCCUGGUGUCGACGUCUCGAACAGGUGCGGCUAGAUCGGCCGCCAUAUUGCUCAUAUCGUGUCACAUAGCGGCGGUGUCCAAACAGAAUUCCCGGGCCUCGUCGCGGCACACAUCCGGAGCGGGCUGCAGCCAGCAUUCGCGGGACGACCUUGACGAUGGUGGUGGUGGAGGCGGAGGUGGUAGUGGGAGCGGUUGCCGCAGCUGCGAGAGCACGCUCUCGAUGACCCGCCACCUGCAGAAGCAACUGAACCAUCAGCGGCAUCUGCUCAGCUUCGAGCUGUCGCCGGCGAGGUCGAGGAAUCAGGAUAGAUUUAGGACAUUGUUGGGCAUGAAUGGCAUUGACAAUUUUGGGGGCAAUGAGGAUGUGGACGAUGAUUGCGGUCCGCAUAGCAUAGAUCCCAGCACCACAACAACAGUCCCUCAUGCACAUGCCCAUGUCCAUGCCCAUGGCCACAAUAGCGAUCCGGCUGAUCCUGAUCCUGGUGGCAAUGGCUUUGGUUACGGCUAUGGCCAUCUUAAUGUGGUUGGUGGUGGUUACGGCGAUGCCGACACCAAUGGCGGCGACUCCAGCGGCGGCUAUGCCACUGGCGCCGAGCUGCAUCACCUGCAAAUUGGCGCACUGCCGACGCCGGCGAGUGAAACGCCACGAUUUGCGGUUCUCGAAGACCAAGUCUAGCGUCGGUGCACAGCACCAGUUCCUCGGUGCGCAGUUACAGCAUGAUGCGCUUCGAGAAGGAGACGCAACAGAAGGAGAUCCGCCAGGAGAUGAAGUUGCGACU
Drosophila suzukii is the source of this 2971-nucleotide messenger RNA. RefSeq lists its product as uncharacterized. The record is from RefSeq and is a predicted model, not a curated record. NCBI's taxonomy places the organism in Eukaryota, Metazoa, Arthropoda, Insecta, Diptera, Drosophilidae.